AUGGCUUGCGUAGUAUGUCAUAAAAUUUAUUCACCCAAUGAUGAUAAACAAGUUGAUAGUGAUGAAAAACCUCAUCGGUGCACUACCUGCGGCUUAACUUUUACUUUUAAAAUUCAGCUUAAACGCCACAUAAUUCUCCACGCCGAUGGUGCUCCCUAUACCUGUAAAUACUGUGCGAAAGAAAAUGAGAAUAAGGGAAAAACUUAUAAUUUAAGAUUAGGAAGUAAAAGCGAAUAUACUUGUGAAGUGUGCCAGAAAAGUUUUUCUAAUAAACGAAUGUUAUUAAGGCAUUCAAUUCAACAUACCUACGAUGAUGGUUAUGAGGAUGGUUUUGAAGAGAAAAUUAAAAUUACUAUAAAGAAACGGGUUACAUCUCAUAAUUCAAGAAAUCUGUCCAAGAAAAACUCUGCAAGAGAACCUGUCAAGUUAUCAUUAAAAAGGCAUUGGUCAUCUAAAUCUAAAACAUUGACUUGUGAUACAUGCAAUAAGGCUUUUGCUUAUCAAGCAUGCUUAGAUAAGCACAUCAAAAUGGGAAAGUGUUCUACGUUAUCGUCUUCUAAACCGAGUCCUAAGCAUCUUAGUGAUGAUACCAUUGAAGAAGAAGGUGAUAAAAAUCUUAGCAAUUCUGGGGAUUCAGAAAAUAAAAUCAAUGACAAUUCUGAGAAAACUGAUGUAAAAAAGCAUACGUGCAGUAUUUGUGGAAAGACUUUUGCCCGUAAAAGUACUCUCGAUGGGCAUGAAUUAUCACAUAUUUUAAAUAAAGAAACUAGUGAAGAUGAAGAAAAUCAUUUCUCUGACAGUGAAGUAAGUGAUGAAGAAGUUCCUGAACCAAAAAAGCCACGAAUAUCCACAUUUAGGUUUCAAAAAUCUUACACAUGUGACAAGUGUAAUUUUGUGUGUUUUUCUAAACAGACAUUGAAUAAGCAUAUGACUAAUCAUAAAGAAAUGGUGUCGCAAUCUUCUGAAGUAGAUGAGGAUUUACAAAAUAGAAAAGAAAAUUUUGACUCUUCAACACGAGAAAACCCAUCGAACAAUUUGGAAUCUUUUAAAAAAGCUAACUUAAAACAUCAUCUUUUAAGCCAUGUUGAUGGCAAUACUGAUGAUUCGUCAUUGGAUAAGAAAGACAGUUUUAUGAAGCAUCGUGCAAAAAGAAGUAAAAAUUUUGCAUGUGACAUUUGCGGUAGACGUUUCGCUGGCGAAAUCUGCUUGAGAAAACAUCAGCUAAAACAUGAGGAAGAUGCUGUAAGUUCUGAAACAGGAACUACUUCAACUACUCGAGGGAAAAAAGUUAAGCCAGUUAAAGAAUUAGUGUGUGAAUAUUGUAAUGAAGAGUUCACAGGCAAAAGAUCUGCUUAUAUUAAACAUAUUCAUGCUCAUACUCCUGAAGUGUGUGGGAUUUGUGAUGAAAGAUUUAUUGAUCGUCAAAGUCUUAGAGAACAUUGUAAAAUUCACGUAGGAACGGAAGAAGGAAGGAUGUUCAUGCAGUGUAGUCAGAAAGCUCUUGAUGCUAAAAAUGGACUUCUUGCUCCAGAGCCUAAAGUAGAGUAUAUUUAUUUGGUUCUACGUUGA
Parasteatoda tepidariorum (common house spider) is the source of this 1569-nucleotide messenger RNA. The record is from RefSeq and is a predicted model, not a curated record. NCBI's taxonomy places the organism in Eukaryota, Metazoa, Arthropoda, Arachnida, Araneae, Theridiidae.